AUGGGCUUAGUAACACUAACGACUAUAUCUCCCCGCUCUUUAACUAUUCUAACGACUAUCCCUCCUGCUCUCCUCCAGGUGUUGUCUCUGGGUGCAGACGUGCUCCCAGAGUACAAGCUCCAGGCCCCUCGCAUCCACAAGUGGACGGUCCUCCACUACAGCCCCUUCAAGGCGGUGUGGGACUGGCUCAUCCUGCUGCUGGUCAUCUACACGGCCAUCCUGACACCCUACUCCGCCGCCUUCCUCCUCAGCGAGCAGGAGGAGGCGGCCAUGCACAGCUGCGGCUACUCCUGCUCCGCGCUCAACGUGGUGGACCUCAUGGUGGACAUCAUGUUCAUCAUCGACAUCCUCAUCAACUUCAGGACCACCUACGUCAACGUGAACGAUGAGGUGGUCAGCCACCCGCUCCGCAUCGCCGUGCACUACUUCAAGGGCUGGUUCCUCAUCGACAUGGUGGCCGCCAUCCCCUUCGACCUGCUCAUCUACCGCAACGGGGAGGAGACGACCACUCUGAUUGGCCUGCUGAAGACAGCCCGUCUCCUUCGAUUGGUCCGCGUGGCCAGGAAGCUGGACCGCUACUCGGAGUACGGCGCAGCCGUCCUCUUCCUGCUCAUGUGCACCUUUGCGCUCAUCGCCCAUUGGCUGGCCUGCAUCUGGUACGCCAUCGGUAGCGUGGAGCGCAACGGCUCCAUUGGCUGGCUCCACUCUCUGGGCGACCAAUUAGGGAAGCACUACAACGACUCGGACCCGGGGUCGGGUCCGUCCAUCAAGGACAAGUAUGUGACGGCGCUGUACUUCACCUUCAGCAGUCUGACCAGCGUGGGCUUCGGGAACGUCUCCCCCAACACCAACUCUGAGAAGAUCUUCUCCAUCUGCGUCAUGCUGAUUGGCUCCCUCAUGUACGCCAGCAUCUUCGGGAACGUGUCGGCCAUCAUCCAGCGCCUGUACUCGGGCACGGCGCGCUACCACACCCAGAUGCUGCGGGUGCGAGAGUUCAUCCGCUUCCAUCAGAUCCCCAACCCCCUCCGCCAGCGCCUGGAAGAGUACUUCCAGCACGCCUGGUCCUACACCAACGGCAUUGACAUGAACGCCGUGCUGAAGGGCUUCCCAGAGUGUCUCCAGGCAGACAUCUGUCUCCACCUCAACAGGACUCUGCUGCAGAACUGCAAGGCCUUCAAGGGCUCCACCAAGGGCUGUCUGCGGGCGCUGGCCAUGAAGUUCAAGACCACCCACGCCCCGCCCGGCGACACGCUGGUCCACGCCGGAGACGUGCUCACCGCAGUCUACUUCAUCUCCAGAGGCUCCAUCGAGAUCCUGAGGGGAGACGUGGUGGUGGCCAUCUUAGGAAAGAACGACAUCUUCGGAGAGCCCAUCAACCUCUACGCUCGCCCGGGGAAGUCCAACGCUGACGUGAGGGCGUUGACAUACUGUGACCUCCACAAGAUCCAGCGUGAGGACGUCCUGGAGGUGCUGGACAUGUACCCAGAGUUCUCUGACCACUUCUGGAGCAACCUGGAGAUCACCUUCAACCUCAGAGACACCAACAUGAUCCCUGGCUCUCCGAGCAGCGAUGACUCAGACUGCAUUGGGUUCAACCGACUCCGGAGACGCAAAUUAUCAUUCCGCCGGCGCACAGAAAAAGAUGAUGCAGACGCAGGGGAGGUAAAAAAAUCCCAGAAGCCAGUGCGGCGAAGAAAGAAGGAGGCAGCCAGUAACCAGGGGGAGGAGCUUAAGCCAGACUGGGAGGGGCCUCGGAGCUCCGCGUCGUACAGCGGAGACGAAGGGGAGGAGUUAGUCGUCACAUGCCCCACCCCUCCCUUUGCAACGUUGGAGACACAGCAAGCUCAGGCCACGCCCCUCAACUUCAGCGAGACGACCGAGGGCGACGCCCAGACAGGAAACACCUGCAGCGCCCUCUCAGGUGCGUUCUCAGGUGUGUCCAAUAUCUUCAGUUUCUGGGGGGAGAGUCGAGGGCGUCAGUACCAGGAGCUACCUCGCUCCCUGCCCUCCCCCCCCCCCCUCAGCAACCCGCUGCACAGCAUCAGCCGGCGGCAGCACGGGGAGCUGGAGAGCCGUCUGGACACCCUGCAGGUGCAGCUCAACAGGCUGGAGACUCGCAUGUCCACAGACAUCGGGGCCAUCAUGCAGCUGCUCCAGCGUCAGAUGUCCCUGGUUCCUCCAGCCUACAGCACAGUGUCCUCCCCCAGACCUCCCCAGGCCUCGGCCCCGGGGACAGACUGGUCCAACCUGCCAUCCCACUGGAACCAGAAACACUGUCCUCACUGUCACAGGUCCUGAACCCGGAGGACUUCCACUCCUCCCCCAGCCGCACGGGGGGCUCUGAUGGCAGCCUGGCAGAGCUGCCCUCCCAGGACCCUCCUCCUGCCAGCCCCCCCGACACACACACCACCCCCCCGGGACCCGGGUGGGCCGGGCUGGGCCUGGAGCUGG
Osmerus eperlanus (European smelt) is the source of this 2451-nucleotide messenger RNA. It is a transcript of the gene kcnh2b, whose product is annotated as potassium voltage-gated channel, subfamily H (eag-related), member 2b. Gene Ontology annotation, biological process: potassium ion transmembrane transport; regulation of ventricular cardiac muscle cell membrane repolarization; regulation of heart rate by cardiac conduction. Gene Ontology annotation, molecular function: inward rectifier potassium channel activity. Bases 1 to 2298 code for a protein of 765 amino acids. Lineage: Eukaryota; Metazoa; Chordata; Actinopteri; Osmeriformes; Osmeridae. The transcript is spliced from 10 exons. The record is from RefSeq and is a predicted model, not a curated record. Gene Ontology annotation, cellular component: plasma membrane.